Drosophila hydei is the source of this 1376-nucleotide messenger RNA. RefSeq names its product 23 kDa integral membrane protein. NCBI's taxonomy places the organism in Eukaryota, Metazoa, Arthropoda, Insecta, Diptera, Drosophilidae. The coding region runs from base 487 to 1149 and encodes 220 amino acids. The record is from RefSeq and is a predicted model, not a curated record. Gene Ontology annotation, cellular component: membrane. The transcript is spliced from 5 exons.
AGACAGUUCGCUUUGGUAACGCUCAGUUAUUCGACGCACGCGAAUCGAAUUUGUGCUAGGCCGAAUGUGUUGAAGUUGGCGCCCGACUCUUGAUAGCUCCGCAUAUAUACAUAGAAAUUCGCUUGUACAUAGACGCACCUAUGCAACAUGUCUAAAAAACCGUAUAGCACAUAAAGCCCGUUUGAGUUUCUGAUUUCAUUAAAAAUAGUCACGACGUCAUGUGUCAUUGAUUGUUGCGAACCUAUUUGAAAUUCAUAUUUGUUAUAGCUAACACUCUAAAGUUUGAUUCAUGAUCUCAUAAAAAUAUACGCAUCAUCAGUACAGCAGCGAGAGCCAGAGAGAGAUAAAGUGAGAACGAGAUCGAGUGAGAGCUAGUCAAAAAAGAGCGAAUACAAAAAGAAAACAAGUUUUUUUUGUUAGCGCUGCGCAAGUGGAUUUAUAUUGCUCCAUACAGGAAUUUGAAGCAUUUGUGGAUAUAGCAGCAGUAUGGCCUCCACAUCGGGUUAUAAGGUGUUUGCCUAUGCCCUGCACAUACUUUGUACGCUGCUGGCACUGGUGCUCAUAUCUUUUGGCAUCUAUAUCCUGGUAUCCUACGAUACAAACGAGAUUGGCUGCUGGACAGCCUACGCAUAUAUUGGCAUUGGCGCUGCGGCCAUAAUUAUAUUUUUCUGGGGCUAUCUGUCCGCCUGGAGGGAGAAUGUCUGCUGUACAGUGACUUUCAUUACCAUAUUGUGUGUGGUUAUUAUUGUUCAGCUGGCUGUGUUGUUUGUGCUUACAAAGGGCGAAAAUACAGCUGCAUCGAACUUGGCCAAUUCAUUGGAAACGACAUGGGAGGAGGAGCUCAAUAGUCCUGGCGCUAUGUCCUUGUAUGAGAACUGGUUCCAUUGCUGCGGUCGCGGUAGUCCUCAAGAUUAUAUUGUGAAUGAACGUUUACCGCCAGCUACGUGUUUCCGGGAUCAUGAUAAAAGUAAAUCGGAAAACUUAAUUCAUACGGGCUGUCGCGUUGAGUUCGAAAAUUAUUGGCGGCACCUGUUGAGCAUAUUCAACAUAAUGGGCUGGAUACUGGUCGCCGUUGAGCUGAUCCUUAGUUUUGUAUCCUGUGGACUGUGCAACAGUAUUCGCAAUGAUCAUCGACGUUCGUACUACUGAGGAGUUUGACCGUCCAAAGUGAAAUUUGCAUUUGUUGAAAUUAUUAUUGCUUCAAAUAUAAUAUAAUAUGGCGUUUAAAUUAUUUCACUAUUUUUAUGUAAAGUGAAUUUACCUCACAAUACUUUACAAAAACAAACAAAGAACAAAAACAAAUUGUUACCAUGUGCCCAACCAUUUAAACUUACGAAUUUUCUAAGAAAGUGCUACAACAGUUAAAAUGGCUUUUG